GGAGCGACGGGCGCAGGCGCUGGAAGCUACAGCCAGGCCAAGAUGGCUGACAAGCAAGGUGCCGGAAGCGCUGCUUUUAGCAGCCGUACCCUCCAUGCUGAGGCCAUGGAGCGGGUUCUACCUGUGCUACUGGUGCCGGUCCCUGCAGAGGCGACGGGGCGGCUGGGACCUCGGGCGCAGCUGCACAGAGGGCAGGAAGCUUUGGGGAGCCUGACAGCUGCGGGCAGCCUCCAAGUGCUUUCCUUGGCGCCGGGCAGCCGGGGCCGGGGCUGCUGUCGCUUGGAGGGCCCCUUCAGGCACUUUGUAUGGGAGGACUCUCAUAAGAGCAGUACACCAACAGACAAGCCCAGACUACUUGCUCUUAGUGAAAACUAUGAACUGUGUAUAUAUGAAUUUAAUUUGAAAGAUGGAAAAUGUGAUGCCACCAUACUAUACACCUGCAGCGGGAAGACAUUGCAAAACCUCAUUGAAGAUCAGCAUAUUAGUACUUCUUUACUGUCUUUGAGAAUACUGUCAUUUCACAGUAACACAUCAUUAUUGUUUAUCAACAAAUGUAUUAUCCUACACAUUGUAUUUCCUGAGAGAGAUGCUGAGAUAAGAGUACUCAACUGCUUCACACUAUCUUUGCCUGCACAGACAGUGGAUAUGAUUAUUGACAUGCAGCUCUGCAGAGGAAUUCUUUUUGUUUUGAGUAGUUCAGGCUGGAUCUAUAUUUUUGACAUCGUGGAUGGUACAUAUGUAGCUCAUGUGGAUUUAGCACUUCUCCAGGAAGACAUGUGUAGUGAGCAGCAGCAGGAGCCAGACAAAUUCUCUUCCUUUACUUCACUGAAGGUGUCUCAGGACCUAGGUAUUGUGGUGAUUGUCAAGUCCUCCAACUCUGCAGUUGCUCUUAACUUAAAUUUGUAUUUCAGGCAACAUCCAGGACACUUACUAGGUGAAAGAACACUAGAAGACCUUCCUAUUCAAGGACCUAAGGGGAUAGAUGAAGAUGAUCCUGCUAACUCUGUCCACAACAUGAAACUGACCAAGUCUUCCUUCCAAGUUGAUAGGUCUUGGAAGGCCCAGCUGUCUUCACUGAAUGAAACAAUAAAGAGCUCUAAACUAGAGUUUUCCUGCUGUGCUCCAUGGUUUCAGGAUGUUUCACAUUUGGAGUCUCCUGAAUUUGGUAACCACAGUGCCAGUGUGCUAAGCUGGGUUUUCAUUCCACAGGACAUCAUGCAUGUACAGGGUGCUUUUCCACAGAAAGAUCAUGCUACGACCAGUUAUUCAGAAAAAUCAUGGAAGAUACUGAACCUCAAUGAACAAGAGCAACCUGUAGAGCUUAAAUGUAUGUCUGUGACAGGAUUUACUGCACUGUUUACUUGGACAGAGAAAAGGUCUGGUUGCACCAUUGUCCUCUGGGAUUUGGAGACGGAGGGCUUGAGGUGUUCCCUUGACCAGAAGUGUAUUCCUAUAGACAGUAGUGGAGACAAGCAACUGUGUCUUGUUUUGACAGAAAGUGGACUCUCUCUGAUUUUGUUUGGUUUAACUCAAGAAGAGUUUUUAAACAGACUAAUGAUCCAUGGAAGUGCCAGCACUGUGGACUCUCUCUGUCAUCUCAAUGGUUGGGGAAGGUGCUCAAUUCCCAUACAUGCACUGGAGGCUGGGAUAGAAAAUCGUCAACUGGACACAGUAGAUUUCUUCUUGAAGAGCAAGGAAAAUCUUUUUAGUCCAUCUUCAGAAUCUUCUGUACCUGAUCAGUUUCAUCACUUUCCAUCCCAUUUAUAUUUAAAAAAUGUGGAAGAACUGACACCAGCAUUGGAUUUACUUUGCUCAGCAAUUAGAGAAAGUGAUUCUGAAACUCAGAGCAAACACUUUUCAGAACAAUUGCUUAAUCUUACACUGUCUUUCCUUAACAAACAAAUAAAGGAGCUUUUUAUUCAUACUGAAGAGCUAGAUGAGUAUCUACAGAAAGGAGUGAACAUUUUGACUAGCUACAUUAAUGAACUACGAACAUUCAUGAUAAAGUUUCCUUGGAAGCUAAUAGAUACUGUAGAUGAAUAUGAUGUAAAUGAAAAUAUUCCCACAGUAAAGGAGAACGAUACAUGGGAGAAACUCAGCUUCAAGGAAGUUAUUGCCAAUGCCAUUUUAAACAACAAAAUACCAGAGGUGCAAACCUUCUUCAGAAUUAAUGGUCAUUCUGCUCAAAGACUCGAGGAGCUGAUUAGGGUAGGCCUAGGUUUGGUCUUCAACAAUUUAAAAAAGAACAACAUAAAGGAAGCCUCUGAACUCUUGAAGAAUAUGGGCUUUGAUGUGAAAGACCAGUUGCUGAAGAUAUGCUUCUAUACAACUGAUAAAAAUAUACGGGACUUUUUGGUUGAAAUCUUAAAAGAAAAGAACUGUUUUUCUGAAAAAGAAAAGAGAAUUGUAGACUUUGUGCAUCAAGUUGAGAAGCUGUAUUCAGGACACGUUCAAGAAAGUACACAGAUCCAGUCCUUUCCCAGGUACUGGAUAAAGGAACAAGAUUUCUUCAAGCACAAAUCUGUUUUGGACUCAUUCCUCAAGUAUGAUCUUAAAGAUGAAUUUAACAAACAGGACCAUAGAAUUGUCUUAAAUUGGGCCCAGUGGUGGGAUCAACCAACACAAGAAUAUAUUCUCCUCCCCAGGAUAAGUCCAGAAGAAUACAAGUCGUAUUCUCCAGAAGCCCUCUGGAGAUACCUCACAGCUCGCCAUGAUUGGUUAAACAUUACCUUGUGGAUUGGAGAAUUUCAGAUGCAGGAAAGUUACGUUUCACUUCAGCAGAACAAGUGGCCCCCUCUGACAGUUGAUGUUAUUGAUCAGAAUACUUGUUGCAACAACUGCAUGAGGAAUGAAAUUUUAGAUAAGCUGGCCAGGAAUGGGAUUUUUCUUGCAUCUGAACUAGAAGACUUUGAACUCUUUCUCCUAAGACUGAGCCGUAUUGGAGGUAUAAUACAAGAUACCCUACCUGUUCAAAACUACAAGUCCAAGGAAGGUUGGGAUUUCCAUUCUCAACUCAUUCUCUACUGUUUGGAGCAUGGUCUGCAGCAUCUUCUUUAUGUCUACCUUGACUACUACAAACUUAGUCCUGAAAAUUGUCCUUUUUUGGAAAAGAAAGAAUUACUUGAAGCUCACCCUUGGUUUGAAUUUUUAGUUCAGUGUCGGCAAGUUUCCAGUAAAUUAACAGACCCCAAACUGAUCUUCCAGGCUAGCCUUGCAAAUGCCCAGAUUCUGAUUCCCACCAAUCAGGCCAGUGUAAGCAGUAUGCUGUUGGAAGGGCACACCCUCCUGGCCCUUGCUACAACCAUGUAUGCUCCUGGGGGUGUCAGCCAGGUUGUUCAGAAUGAAGAAAAUGAGAACUCUUCAAAGAAAGUAGAUCCUCAACUCUUGAAGAUGGCCUUAACUCCUUACCCGAAGCUAAAAACUGCUCUUUUUCCUCAGUACUCUUCUCCUAGUGUUCUGCCACCUGAUAUUACACUCUACCACCUCAUUCAGUCCUUAUCACCCUUUGAUCCCAGUAGAUUGUUUGGCUGGCAGUCUGCCAACACACUAGCAAUAGGAGAUACAUCAAGUCAUCUUCCACAUUUCUCUAGCCCUGACCUGGUGAAUAAGUAUGCUAUAGUGGAACGUCUGAAUUUUGCUUAUUAUUUACAUCAUGGGCGCCCAUCAUUUGCCUUUGGUACCUUUCUGGCCCAAGAAUUAACCAAGAGCAAGGUUCCCAAGCAGCUGAUCCAGCAAGUAGGCAAGGAAGCCUAUGUCCUAGGACUCUCUUCCUUCCACAUACCUUCAGUAGGAGCUGCCUGUGUUUGCUUCUUAGAAUUGCUUGGCCUUGACAGCCUCAAGCUCAGAGUUGAUAUGAAAGUGGCAAAUAUAAUUUUGAGCUACAAGUAUAGAAACGAAGAUGCUCAGUACAGCUUUAUCAAAGAGUCUCUAGUUGAAAAAUUGUCUAAACUGGCAGAUGGUGAAAAGGCAACCAUAGAAGAAUUGCUUGUUCUCUUAGAAGAAGGUAUAUGGAACAGCAUUCAGCAGCAAGAAAUAAAGAGGCUUUCCAGUGAAUCUAGCAGCCAGUGGGCAUUAGUGGUACAGUUCUGCAGGCUCCACAAUAUGACACUGAGCACAUCUUACCUUAGAGAAUGUGCCAAAGCAAAUGAUUGGCUACAGUUCAUUAUUCACAGCCAGCUCCAUAACUACAACCCCGAGGAGGUGAAAUCCCUUCUCCAGUACUUCAGCCCAGUCCUUCAAGACCACUUAACACUGGCUCUUGAGAACUUGCCAUCAGUGUUCACCUCUAGAGAGGACAGUGAUCAAGUCUACAACAACCUCCCCCAGGAACUCCAGAAAAACAAAGAAGAGAUGACUGAUGUCUUUGCAGUUCUGCUCCAGUGCUCAGAGGAGCCAGACUCCUGGCACUGGCUCCUGGCUGAGGCAGUGAAACGGCAGGCCCCUAUCCUCAGUGUCCUGGCCUCAUGUCUCCAGGAUGCCAGUGUUAUCCCUUGUCUCUGCGUUUGGAUCAUUACUUCUGUGGAAGAUAGUGUUGCAGCUGAAGCAGUGGGACACAUUCAGGGCUCAAUAAAGAACCAUACAUGGGAUCUUGAGGACCUUUCCAUCAUCUGGAGAACAUUAUUAUCAAGGCAGAAGAGUAAAACUCUCAUCCGAGGUUUCCAACUUUUUCUUAAGGAUUCCCCAUUACUGUUGAUGAUGGAGAUGUAUAAAUUGUGUAUGUUCUUCAAGAAUUAUAAGGAUGCCAAAGUUAAACUUCUGGAGUUCCAAAAGAGCCUUGAAACUCUUGACACAGAAGCUACCAGUGUCCUCCCUAUUCUACCUGCCACAUGGCUGAAGGAUCAGGUGUGUUUCCUUUUGAAGCUCAUGCCACAGCAGUGUCAGACCCAGUAUGAGCUAGGGAAGCUUUUAGAACUGUUUGGUGGAGCAGAGGAUCUCUUCUGUGAUGGUCCAGAUGUGAAGAAGUUGUAUGUCCUUAGCCAGAUUUUGAAGGAUACAUCCAUAGCCAUUAAUCAUGUAAUUAUUACCAGCUACAGCAUUGAGAAUUUUCAGCAUGAAUGCAGAUCCAUUUUGGAAAGACUGCAGACAGAUGGACAGUUUGCAUUGGCCAGGAGAGUAGCAGAAUUAGCUGAGUUACCUAUGGACAGCCUGGUUAUUGAAGAGAUAAUGCAGGAAAUGCAGACACUAAAACACAUCGCACAGUGGUCCCUGAAACAAGCAAGAAUUGACUUCUGGAAAAAAUGCCACGAGAAUUUUAAGAAAAAUGUCAUUUCAAACAAAGCAGCUUCUUCCUUUUUCUCCACCCAGGCCCUUAUGGCCUGUGAGGAUACAGUAGGACAAAGCAGCAUUGAGGAACGCCAUCUGCUGCUUACCCUGGCAGGACACUGGCUUGCACAGGAGGACCCAGUGCCCUUGGACAAGCUGGAGGAGCUGGAGAAACAGAUCUGGGUCUGCCGCAUCACCCAGCACAACCUCCUCAGAGGGAAUCCAGAGGAAACAGAGCCUAGAUUUUCUCGACAGAUCUCAACUAGUGGUGAACUUUCCUUUGAUAGCUUAGGCAGUGAGUUUUCCUUCUCCAAAUUGGCUGUUCUGAACACGUCAAAAUACUUAGAACUUAAUGGCCUUCCAUCCAGAGAGGCAUGUGAGAAUAGAUUGGAUCGGAAGGAGCAGGAUUCACUAAACUUUUUGAUUGGGCACCUACUGGAUGAUGGCUGUGUACAUGAAGCAAGUAGAGUGUGCCGGUACUUUCAUUUCUAUAACCGAGAUGUGGCCUUGGUGUUACAUUGCAGAGCUCUGGCCUCAGGGGAGGCCAGUGUGGAUGACCUGCACCCAGAGAUCCGUGCUCUCCUACAAGGUGCUGAGCUGCCUGAGGAAGAGGAGGAGCCUGGCAUUCCUCUAAGGAAAGUCCACAGCACUUCCAGCUUGGAUAGUCAGUCAUUUGUGAUGGUGGUCCCCAGUGAUGAAGUGGUGACAAAUCUGAAAACUCUGACAAGCAAAUGCCUCAAUGGGAAGAACUACUGCCGGCAGGUCCUCUGCCUGUAUGAACUUACCAAGGAAUUGGGGUGUUCCUACACAGAUGUUGCUUCCCUAGAUGGUGAGGCCAUGCUGCGGACAAUCUUGGCCUCUCAGCAGCCUGACCGAUGCAAACAAGCCCAGGUCUUCAUCAGCACUCAGGGCCUCAAGCCAGACACUGUGGCUGAGCUUGUGGCUGAAGAGGUGACCCGUGAGCUGCUGACCCCAUCAGAGGGAACAGGACAUAAGCAGAUGUUCAGCCCAGCAGAGGAAAACCAGACAUUUCUUCAGCUGACUGCUCUGUGUCAAGACCGUACAUUGGUAGGCAUGAAGUUGUUGGAUAAGAUUUCUUCUGUUCCCCAUGGGGAACUGUCCUGCACCACAGAGCUCCUGAUCCUGGCCCAUCAGUGCUUCACCCUGACGUGCCACGUGGAGGGCAUCAUCAGAGUCCUACAAGCUGCUCGGAUGCUCACCGACAACCACUUGGCCCCCAAUGAGGAGUAUGGACUGGUAGUGCGUCUCCUCACUGGCAUCGGAAGAUAUAACGAGAUGACGUACAUAUUUGACUUGCUACAUAAAAAACACUACUUUGAAGUGUUGAUGAGGAAGAAGCUAGAUCCGAGUGGUACCCUGAAGACAGCCCUGCUAGACUACAUCAAACGCUGUCGCCCUGGGGACAGUGAAAAGCACAACAUGAUUGCUCUGUGCUUCAGCAUGUGCCGGGAAAUAGGGGAAAACCACGAGGCAGCUGCCCGCAUCCAACUGAAAUUGAUCGAGUCUCAGCCCUGGGAGGACAGCCUCAAGGAUGGGCCCCAGCUGAAGCAACUGCUGCUAAAGGCCCUGACUUUAAUGCUGGAUGCAGCAGAGAGUUAUGCCAAGGACUCCUGUGUGCGACAGGCCCUGCACUGUCACCGGCUCACCAAGUUGAUAACACUACAGAUUCACUUCCUGAACACUGGCCAGAACACAAUGCUUAUUAACUUGGGCCACCAGAAGCUGGUGGACUGUAUCAUGGCCCUACCUCGGUUCUACCAGGCUUCUAUUGUGGCCGAAGCCUAUGACUUUGUUCCUGACUGGGCUGAAAUUUUGUACCAAAGAGUGAUUCUUAAAGGAGACUUCAAUUACUUGGAGGAAUUUAAGCAGCAAAGGUUAUUAAGACCCAGCACAUUUGAAGAUAUUUCAAAAAAAUACAGACAACAUCAGCCUACCGACAUGGUCACAGAAAACCUGAAGAAGCUGCUCUCAUAUUGUGAAGACAUCUACCUGUAUUACAAGUUGGCAUAUGAACACAAAUUUUUUGAUAUAGUAAAUGUGCUUCUGAAGGACCCUCAAACAGGCUGCUGUCUGAAGGACAUGCUUGCAGGUUAGACGACUACAAAUAUGCCUGUUUAGUACUGACCCAAGCUCUGACAGAUGUCCAUGAUCCGAGUAGAAUGCCUUUGAGGAUCAUUGUUAUCUGAGUUGACAAAACCCAGGAAUAUAUUACAUUCGUUCUUUGUGGGUCAUGGGUAAUGAAGGAGAGACUUCACAAAGAAACUCCUAUUUGAA
Castor canadensis (American beaver) is the source of this 7557-nucleotide messenger RNA. RefSeq names its product SPG11 vesicle trafficking associated, spatacsin (gene Spg11). Lineage: Eukaryota; Metazoa; Chordata; Mammalia; Rodentia; Castoridae. The record is from RefSeq and is a predicted model, not a curated record. Gene Ontology annotation, cellular component: axon; dendrite; synapse. Gene Ontology annotation, biological process: axonogenesis; chemical synaptic transmission; synaptic vesicle transport.